GUCGUGUCGUAUGGUUUAAUUAAUUAAAUUAAUUAAAAAACGCGCGUAAUGAUUUUUAAAUGAUUUUAAUGACAUAAUAAUGAUUAAUAAAUAAUAAAAUUGGUAUUUCGAGAAAUAACUAUGAGAAGUGCAUCACGAUAUAGUAAUUUUAAUGUGUUUUAUUAUAUACCGUGUGUAAAUUUCAUUUUAUGACCGAGUAUUUUUGUGAUCAUUUGAGUUUUUAUAAUGAACGCAAUGGCUUGCUUUAGAAAAUAACAUAAGACCGGACUGAAAAGCUGAACAAUUAAUUUUGUUUUUUAAAUAUUUGUUAUAAUUUAAUGCAUGAAUAAAAUCUAGUCAACAUGAAUAAUGAGGGUUAUGAGAACACGGAAGCGAGAGACGGCGAAACGAGACGAGAUCAGGACCGAGAAUUGGAACUGAUCGAUGUUCAGAAACCAAACGGAACCGGAAACAACACAAUAAACCAAUAUGAGGACUUAGAUAAUAAAUCCAGUAAUUGGCUGGAUGCAGUGUUUGUUCAACCCAGAGAGAACAUGGGUUCAUUCCUACAGAGGCAUCGGUCUAGGAUAAACGUGUUGCUAAUUGUUUUACUCAAUGCCGUAGUCAUUGGAUUCUUCGUCGCCUGCUGGGUUUAUUGGGCGAACGAUCCGCAUGCGACGCCUUUAGAAUUGUGCAGUGGAUUUGGCAGUUUAAUAACGUAUUUAACUAUAAUAUAUUUCUUUGUAAUAUACUUUCAAAUAAUAAAACGAUUCAUCGGUAAAUGGUUCGAGAAAACUAUAUGGAGCAGAGUUGAUAAAAUUGCCGGAUGGUUUUGGAGCAUUUCGAUCUUGAAAUAUUGUUUUAUACUCGCGGUUUUGACUGGUAUCUCUCUGUUCCUGUACUACGAUACGAGAGACUCACCUGAAAGACUCAUUUCUCUGCUUGGACUCUUUUUGAUACUGUUCGUAGGGUUUAUAUUUUCCUCGUCGCCUGGUCGAGUAAACUGGCGAACAGUACUGGUGGGGCUGACUUUGCAAUUUGUAUUUGGCCUGAUAUUCAUCAGGUGGGAGCCUGGUAGGAUAGCUCUCCAAUGUUUUUCUGAUAAGGUGGCGUCAUUCCUGAUGUACGGAGUGGAGGGUGCAGCGUUCACAUUUGGAGACUUCCUCGUCAAGAAGGAGUCAGUAUUCGCUUUCAGUGUUUUGCCCGUGAUAUUCUUCUUCAGUAUGCUGGUAGAAGUGCUGUUCUUCUGGGGGGCCCUCCAGUGGUUCUGUCUGAAGUUGGGACAAGUUCUGAAGUCUGCCACCUCCAUUACUGUGUGCGAGAGUGUGAUAGCCGUUGGAAACGUAUUUCUUGGCAAUACGGAGUCGGCGCUUCUGAUCAAGCCGUACCUAUCUAAGCUCACUCCAUCAGAAAUGCAUGUUGUAAUGGGUUCCGGAUUCGCCACAGUGUCAGGCACGAUCCUGGCUGCGUACAUAAGCUUCGGUGCUGAACCAGCUCACCUGGUGACGGCGAGCGUCAUGUCAGCGCCGGCGGCCAUCUGCUACUGCAAGCUCUUGUUGCCGGAGACUAAGAGAUCGCUCACUGCUGUCGACAACAUAGAGCCAGUCACCAGUGAAGACGAGUCCGCGUUAUCGGCAGCUACCCGUGGUGCAACCAACGGUAUACCACUAGUGUUGAACAUCAUAGCCAACCUGGUGGCCUUCCUAGCGUUCAUCGCGUUCAUCAAUGGGGUACUCGGAUACUGCGGUGACCUUCUUGGAUUCGAGGGUCUUAACAUGGAGCUGAUCUUUGGGAAGAUCUUCAUUCCUUUAUGCUGGGUUAUGGGUGUACCGUGGGAGGAGUGCCAGAGUGUAGCUACCCUGAUCGGCCUGAAGACAGUAGUCAACGAGUUCGUGGCCUACCAGAGAAUGGGGGAGAUGAAGGACGCCGGGCUGUUAUCGCCUCGUUCGGAGCUUAUAGCAACUUAUGCUUUAUGUGGGUUCACUAACCCCUCGUCGGCGGCCAUCAUGAUUGGCGCCAUUUCUUCAAUGGCGCCUAACCAGAGAGAAACGUUGUCUGGGUUGGCAGUGAGAGCAUUCUUUGCUGGAUGCGGCAUCUGCUUUAUGACAGCUUGUAUAGCUGGUAAGUCUAAGCACAAGUCUAAU
Messenger RNA from Achroia grisella, 2123 nucleotides. RefSeq lists its product as uncharacterized. NCBI's taxonomy places the organism in Eukaryota, Metazoa, Arthropoda, Insecta, Lepidoptera, Pyralidae. Gene Ontology annotation, molecular function: nucleoside:sodium symporter activity. Gene Ontology annotation, cellular component: membrane. The record is from RefSeq and is a predicted model, not a curated record. The transcript is spliced from 15 exons. Gene Ontology annotation, biological process: nucleoside transmembrane transport. The annotation marks the transcript as partial.